This is a messenger RNA of Cydia pomonella (codling moth), 4433 nucleotides long. RefSeq names its product lachesin-like. Gene Ontology annotation, cellular component: neuron projection. The record is from RefSeq and is a predicted model, not a curated record. Lineage: Eukaryota; Metazoa; Arthropoda; Insecta; Lepidoptera; Tortricidae. The transcript is spliced from 10 exons. Bases 1119 to 2576 code for a protein of 485 amino acids.
UUUUCGGCUUUCGAAGAGUAACAUAUUAUAGCAGGUGACUGUACCUAGCGACAAAUCAUUUAAUACUGAAUUAAUUAAUAAACAAUAUUAAAUUUGAACUGGGACAUAACGAAGCUAAUAUGUUUGAUGCGGUUAAUAUAAGCAAGUACGAGAACUAGGAAUAUAUAACGGAAAUGUGAACUCAAGGAACUACGACGGGCGCUUUUAUUCCAUUGUGUUAAAGUUCUUUUUUUCCUCGUUGACCAGAAGUUUCCCUACUUAUCCCAAAUCUAGACAUUUUAUAGGAGAUAGUAAUUUAUUAUGUUAUAGAUUUCGAUAUAUUGUCAUCUCGUACCUACGAAGCAUUUUCGCUACAUAUCGCGAAUUAUUAUAAAUAUAGACACUUGUAAAAAAGGCAAAUUGGUGUGAUUAUCUGAUUUGAACAGAAUUUAUCAAAAAAUUAAGGCAUUAAACGUUGUAUGCAUAAACAAUUAAAAGUUUCACGUUAUACAAACUUUUGUAAAGACCUCGUGUGUACGAGAUGUUUAGAGAAGCUACAAGAAAAGGUUAAGUAGUAUGUUUGAUACUUUACCUGCACUCGUAAAUCCGUGGGCGCGUUUUGGGUGCUAUCUUAAUCGCCGUGGUAGAUAUAUUUACGUCGCAAUAAGUUAUCAGGAGCCUAAUUACGGCCGCGAAACCACCUGUCCGCUAUCGUCUGUCUGUACAUAGGCCUUCGCAUAUACUUCCGUGCGUCUUACGCGCGGUCCCUCCCCCGUGGCGCGAUUGGUCGGAGCGGGAGGUGCGCGCGCACCGGCCCUCCUCGCUGUCUGGAGCGAUGUUCGGACUCCGGAGGAGCCGGUCGCGGCCGCGAUGUGUCGCCGACAGUGCUGUCGCGACCCCUUCGCAUCGCAGCGCGGACCAGACGCUCCGCACAAUCCGCAGAGACCGUGCGUUUACUGUACCAAAACUAUAUAAAAACUUCUUAAAAACUAACUAUAGACAUUAGCUCAUCAAGUAGACUCUCUGUAAAUAAUAGUUACAAAAGUUAUUGUUGUUUUAAAAAGUUUCAAAACUUUUUAUACGGACUUAAACUUUUGAAAUUAGUAUUAGUGAACUAUUUGGCUCUUUGGUGAUGUGAAAUGGGUUGGCAUCGCAAGCAGGUCCGCACGGUGCCGCGGCCGAUGGUGAGCUGGUGCGCCUGGGCAUGCGCGCUGCUCGCCGCCGCCGCGAGCGCUCAUGCGGAUGUCGACACCUCAACGGGCCUUGGAGACAACACACUGACUAAUUCAGUGGUGGAGGAACCGGAGUUCACGGACGUGAUUCAGAACAUGACGGUGCCGGCUGGGCGUAGCGUGCGUCUAGCUUGCUCUGUCAAAAAUCUCGGCUCUUACAAGGUAGCAUGGAUGCACUUCGAGCAAAGCGCAAUAUUGACCGUGCACAACCACGUCAUCACGCGCAACCCGCGCGUUAGCGUUACGCACGACAAGCACCGCACGUGGUUCCUGCACAUCUCGGACGUGCGGGAGGAGGACCGCGGCCGCUACAUGUGCCAGAUCAAUACUGUCACGGCUAAGACGCAGUUCGGAUACUUGCACGUCGUAGUACCACCGACGAUAGACGACUCUCUAAGUUCGAGCGACGUGAUCGUCCGAGAGGGCGCGAACGUCACCCUGACGUGCCGUGCUAAUGGCUCUCCUAAGCCCACCAUCAAGUGGAAGCGGGACGACAACUCGAAAAUUUCCAUCACAAAAGGACAUUCUGUGUCCGAUUGGGAAGGUGAAGUGCUGGAGAUGGCGCGUAUUUCUCGCUUGGACAUGGGCGCCUACUUGUGCAUCGCUAGUAAUGGCGUUCCACCUACCGUGUCCAAAAGGGUUAAAGUCAGCGUCGAUUUCCCCCCAAUGUUAUGGAUUCCUCACCAACUGGUCGGGGCGCCCCUCUAUUACAACGUAACCCUGGAAUGCUUCACCGAGGCGCACCCCACGUCUCUGAAUUACUGGACCCGUGACGACGGCCACAUGAUUCAUGAGAGCUCCAAGUAUCACAUGGAAAAUACACUCGGCGUUCCGGCUUACAAAACCCAUAUGAGGCUGUUAAUCAGACAUAUUACUACUGAAGAUUAUGGAACGUAUAAAUGCGUGGCCAAAAAUCCGCGGGGAGAGUCGGAUGGAACGAUAAGGCUAUAUACUUCCUCACCGCCGACCACCACGCCCGACCCACGGGCCGCAACCGUCCCGCCGCCGUCCAAGCCACCUCGCAAAGACACGCCGGUUCUAGAUAAAGGUACAAAGUAUCAGUCCAACCUGAACGAGAUCGACAAGGGCAAGCAGAAGCCAGACGAGGGCGGUGGGAAGUCUCACCUCAACUGGGUCGGGGGCGCAUCGCAAGUCACAGGUUAUGCUGAUUGGAGGAGGAGUCAAGCAUGGAUUCUACUUUUAAAACACAAAUACGAGCGUGACAAAGUAGUUAAAAACAAGACAACGAAAAGAAUUUUUACCCGGCAUUACUAUAAUUAUGAAAAAAAAAUCCAUGUAAAUCCGGAAAAUUGGGACUACGUUUGUAUGGAGCGGUCGUCUACUAGCCUUUUCAAAGCAGCAUAAUAUAUGGAAACAAGAAAAAGGUAUAUUGAAAAAUUGUAUGUUUUUUUUUUAUAUUUAUUUACAUGUAAUGUCUUCAGAUAUACAAAUAAUUUUAAAAAUUAUAAGUAAUAUAAAAUCAAACUAAUUCGGCACCGAACUUAAUAAGAGACUGUAUGAUAGAAUAAAAUAUGGAAGCACCAUUAUAAACGUCAGAUUUCCACAGAAACUUGACGUCUAUGAUGACUUUUUCAACACUUUGUCAUUAGAAAAUCUGUGCAGAUUUAGCUUGGUCCGGCUCAUUUACCCAAUAAAACGUUAAAUACGCUUCUACCUACAUUUGUAAGGACACAAUUUUAUUGACUCAAAUAUAAUACGUUAGCUAUGGGAAUAUUGCCAGCAAAUUGAAGCAACAAAUAAUACAAUAGAUAAAACUAAUGGAGCAGUAUUUUAUGAAGAAAGUAUUAAUACUGCGACCUCUUUUCAAUUCGGGAACUAUGGAUUACUCCAUGUUGUGCUAGAGCUUAUGGAUUGUCAAAUAUCACUUAAUGUCUUAAAAUAAAAACAGGUAUCUACUUAGAAUCAUGACUUCUAGAUGGUCAUCGUAUUAUAUACAUUAUAUAUACAAUGGUGUGCUUAAUUUAAUCAAAUUUCUUUCACAUAGUGUAAAAACAGUUGUUGUUAAUUAUAAAUGUUUAAACUAUAGUGGACAACAGUUCCUUGAACUAUAUGUGGAUGUCUCAGACACUGAAGUAAUUUUUGAAUUAUUCUACAACCAUGAAUUCUAGUCUACCUAAUUCGAAACAAUGGAUUAAAAACUAUGUAACAAUUCUAGUGAUUGAGACAAACACGUACUUUUUACAACAGUUCUCGGUGUAGCAGAUUUUAAUGAUCACGCCACGAUAGGCGAUAUCAGUGUUUGUUUGUAAUCAGUGAACCUGCACAGUAGCAAAUGUCGGCCCAAUUCGGACAAUGCUUAUAAGAUGUCACAGCGAUACGAUAGCGAUCUGUCCGAGUUAAAGGUGUAUUUUUUUACAACCAAAAACGUCACCUUUGACACGGACAGAUCGGCAUCGUAUCGCUUGUGACAUCUUAUAAGCAUUGUUCGAAUUGGGCUGUGAUCCCAAUAGGUGUUAAACGUUGCAAUAAAUCUGCUGGGCCGUGAAUAGUAAAUUUUAUUCUAGUGAAACACUGCACACGAAUUAAAUAAAUAUAUAGUGCACUAAACUAUAAUCUUAAUUGUUAUUUUGAUAACAUAGACUAAGACUGAAAUAAUAUUAUCUUUAGAAAAAUAGGUAUUGUCCAAAAUUUUAUUUGUGCUUGUUUAUACACCUCAUGUUCGCUGUGAUACAAAUAAUAAAUUGACGGGAUUUGCAAGAUUGUGUACAUAUAUAAUUUCUUAUUUAAUUUAGGUGACUCGCGUCCAAAUUUAUCAGUCCUACAUGUUUAUUUCUCCAUAUUGAUUCCUAUGAUAUUGAUAUGUAGGUCCUACCUAGACUUUGAAAUUGACUUUAUGAGACAGAAACCUUAUGAUUAUGCCAUAUUAUUGGAAGUGGCGUUAUUUUAAUCAUUUUUUUUUUACAACUGAUCAAGUUUCUUCGGUCAAUUAAAUUUUGUAUAAUGCAUUGUACGUAAAUGUUAUCGUUAACAUGUUGCCAAAUUGCUAACUACAUUUAAGAAACUGUAAUGCUACUUAGAUAGGUUGUUGUAAAUAUACCCCUAAGCCAAAGCAAUGAAGUGACUAGUAUCUGAGAGUAUAUCUAUUGAUAGUGUAACUAUGAGUUUAUUAUAAGAAGCGCAAGCAAUUGUAAUAUGUACUACAUGUCACGGUACCAGAGGAUUAGGUAAUAUAAAUUAAAUAAAGCUUGUUUUAAAAAUAAA